GCCUCGCCGGGACGCGCCAGUGACGUCAUACGCCUGCGAGGGCCCCGCCGUGACCGCGCGCCAUCGCCGCGUAGCGGCCGGACCCCGCGAGGACAGCACGAGGCCGGGGCGUUCAGGAGAGGUCAGGGGGCUGCAGUUCCACCCGAUUGCGGACGGAGGGCGCUGUGGCGCCGAGCAGGACGCGGAGGAUGGAGAGGACCCUGCGCCCCCAGGACUCUUUCCUUCGGGCGGGGUCAUCAGAAAAGGGCGCGAGGGCGAAAGAAAGGGGUUUGCAGGAGCCGCGGCCGCCACACGAGCGCCCUGCCGUGGCCGCAGGCGCCCCUCCCGCGCAGCACCCGCACCUCCCGCAGCCUCGGGGCUGCAGCCGGGCUGUCAGGGCCGGAGGAAGCCUGCGCGGUGCCCCAGAGGGCACUCACCCCCAGGCCGGACAGAGCGCGAGACAACUGUCCAGUCUGCAGAGUAAAUGCCGCGGGCGAAGGCAGGAGUGACUGGAUGCCUGUAUGAAGGAGGGGACGUGCACAUGCGUGUGCCAAUCCCGACUGGGCCCUGGUUCAAAGAAAAAGCUGUACAAGUCAUUUUGGGGUCAAUUGGGAAAGCUGGUAUACAGACGAGACGUUGGAUUACAGUGCAGAAUAAUUAUUUUCUGAGGUGUGACAAUGUAGUGUUUUUGUGUAUGAAGAAUGGACUCGGCAGACUUCUUCUGUAAAGGACCACAUGUCAGGGAACCCCAAGCCCCGGCUGGUGGAUCUGCUAGGCUCGGAGAAGGGAGGGCUAUGAUUUAUUAGGACAAAGGGACACAAAGCAAAAUCAUUGCAGGAAAAAGCCGUGUAGAGUGAGUCCAGGGGACACCAGGAGGAAGCUUCAGAAUCCUCUCCAGGUGGCGUCACACGGGACACACUUAACCCCCCAGCAAGGAGCUGUGACAGCACAUGGGAAAUGUCCACUAACGGAGCAAACUGGAGAGACACAGACUACAUUACAUCGGUGAAGCCCCAGCUGGAGGAGAAGGAAAACAGAAAGUUCUGCACUUUUAAGGCGACUGAGUACAAGAGCCAGUUGGUUGCGGGCAUGAACUACUUCAUCAAGGUUCAAGUUGGAGAUAAUGACUUCAUACACAUUCGCGUGUAUGAAAGUCUCCCACAUGAGAACAAGCCCUUGGCCUUGCACGGCUAUCAGACCAACAAGACCAAGCAAGACGAGCUGGAAUAUUUCUAGUUCUGAAUCUUGAACUAAGCCCAUCAUCCACGAAGUUCUAUGUCGUCUGUGAUCACGUCUGGGUCCUGAAUGAGCGAUGUCUCUACGCUGUGCCACUGCUGAUGGAGGGGCUGUUCUGCAC
This is a messenger RNA of Miniopterus natalensis, 1336 nucleotides long. The record is from RefSeq and is a predicted model, not a curated record. NCBI's taxonomy places the organism in Eukaryota, Metazoa, Chordata, Mammalia, Chiroptera, Miniopteridae.